AUGGGGUUUUGCGAGGGACCACGGCUGCUGGACUUGGCAAAGACCCCUCCGCACCUUCAGUUCAACAAAUACGUGCUGACGGGCUACCGUCCCGUGUCCACCGCUCAGGAGUGCGUCAGGAGCCUCUUCUACAUGCACAAUGAGCUGGGGAACAUUUACACCCACGGUAUUCCUUUCUUCUUCUUCCUGGUGGUGUUGCCCUUCAGCAUUCCCUGGGAGGAGGUGGAGAGCGGGUGGAUCUGUGUGGUCCAUUAUCUGGCCUGUCUGUCCCCCACGCUGGGCUCCGUCCUCUACCACGUCUUCAUGAACCACGUCGGGGGGGAGCACGUCUACGACACCCUGCUGUCUGUGGACAUGUUCGGCGUCUGUCUGGUCAACACUCUGGGGGCAUUACCCAUAAUCCACAUCACCCUGCUGUGUUACCCCAGUGUGCGACUGGCAGCCCUGCUGGCCUACAUCUUGCUGUCAGCCUACGGGAUCUACUGCGCCACCACGGCCCGCACCAACAUCCUGCGACUGCGAGCGUUUGUGUGGCAGGCGAUGUUUCGCUUCAGCCUCUUCCUGUUCCGGGCGUACGGCAGCGGGGUCGGCAGCCCGUACUCCCUGCGUCUCUUCUUCAUCAUGGACUCCCUGGCCAUGGUGGGAGGGCUGGUUAACAUUGUGCAGGUCCCCGAGCGCUUCAGCCCGGGUCUGUUCGACAACUGGGGGAACAGCCACCAGAUAAUGCACGUGAUGGUCAUCUGCUCCAUCAUCUACUUACACUGGGGGACUCUGGAGGAUCUGGCCUGGAUUAAAAGCUACCAGUGCUCUGGCCAGUGA
Messenger RNA from Lampris incognitus (smalleye Pacific opah), 819 nucleotides. It is a transcript of the gene paqr4b, whose product is annotated as progestin and adipoQ receptor family member IVb. The record is from RefSeq and is a predicted model, not a curated record. Gene Ontology annotation, cellular component: membrane. The coding region runs from base 1 to 819 and encodes 272 amino acids. Gene Ontology annotation, molecular function: signaling receptor activity. Lineage: Eukaryota; Metazoa; Chordata; Actinopteri; Lampriformes; Lampridae. The transcript has 3 exons.